AUGUCAACAUCUUCACCAUCACCUUCUCUCACGGACCACAUCUUAGAAAUUCUCUAUCGGAGCACAAUAUGGAAUUGGCUGCAGUCAACUUUAAUGGGAGAGACUGGUGAACCUCAGCAAACUAAUUCCCGGCUACUAGAUAAUCUUGCUCCAACUGUGCAAGUUAUCGUGGGGGUUUUCUUUUUAAUGUUGUUGACAAUAGGAAUAUAUGCUUUAUGGAAACGAAGCAUUCGCUCAAUUCAGAGAAUAUUACUGUUUGCAAUUACACUCUACAAACUUUACAAGAAGGGAACAGAUUUUUUUCAGGCUUUGCUGCUCAACCCAGAAGGUACUGCUCUCCCCAUUCAAGACAAUAAUAAUGUCUUCCUGUCCUUGGGUCUACAAGAAAAAAUUUUGAAAAAACUUCAGACGGUAGAAAACAAAGUGAAGGACCUGGAGGGAAUGAUUAUUUCCCAAAAACCUACCAUGAAGAGGGACUGCUCCUCUGAGCCCUACUGCAGCUGCUCCGACUGCCAGAGUCCCUUGCACACAUCCGGGUUCACAUCCACAUCAGAAAUGUAA
Molecule: messenger RNA, 561 nt
Organism: Condylura cristata (star-nosed mole)
Lineage: Eukaryota; Metazoa; Chordata; Mammalia; Eulipotyphla; Talpidae
Gene: TMCO2
Product: transmembrane and coiled-coil domains 2
Exons: 2
Coding region: 1-561 (186 amino acids)
Cellular component (GO): nucleus
Source: RefSeq, a predicted model, not a curated record